AUGUCUACUAUGUCUGCCAAUCCAAGUGAAAAUAGCCGACCUGUCAGAAUCGCCAACUGCUCUGGUUAUCAUGGUGAUCCUGCGUACGAAAUGUAUCGCCAAGCGACGUUAGGAGAUGUGGACUUUAUCACGGGGGAUUACCUGGCGGAGGUUAACCUGGCAAAUAAUUCCCAAGCAUUCCAACGUGGGGAACAUCCUGGAUACGAAGAGACAGCCUGGGAAGGUAUACAACAAAGUAUCGAUGUGAUCGCUGAAAAGGGCAUCAAAGUCGUACUAAAUGGAGGAGCACUCAAUCCUAAAGGGUUGGCUCUCAAAGUUCACAAACUGAUCCACCAAAAAGGUCUCGCUUUGCGAGUGGCGUACCUAUCAGGAGAUGAUCUCUAUGCCAAAUUCGGCCCGAACAUGCCACAAUCUGCAGAACAACUCCAACACCUCGACGCAACAAAUGAUUCGGUCAAACCUGGCCCCCUCACCUAUGCAUUCACCAACACCACCAAGCCCGUCCCUAUGGUCUCAGCUCAUGCAUACCUCGGCGCUCGGGGUAUAGUAGACGGACUUCGUCGUGGGGCCGAUAUCAUUAUCUGCGGCCGGGUUGCAGACGCAAGCCCUGUAAUUGCGGCGGCAUGGUACUGGCACUCUUGGUCGGAGUUGGAUUAUGACCGCCUGGCUGGGGCCCUGGUCGCGGGUCAUCUCAUUGAGUGCUCGGCCUAUGUGACUGGCGGAAAUUUCUCUGGCUUUGACCGACACCCCGUUGAUACUUUUGUUGAGCCAGGGUUUCCCAUUGCGGAGAUUGAUGCAGAUGGAUCAUGUGUGGUUGCGAAACAUCCGGGGACCGGCGGUAUAAUUGAUGUUGAUACUGUCCGGUGUCAACUUUUGUAUGAGCUCCAGGGAAAUAUUUACUUGAAUAGUGAUGUCAGUGGUAUUUUGGAUGAUGUUGUUGUUGAACAAGCCGGAAAGGAUCGGGUUCGCGUUCAUGGCAUCCGAGGCUAUGCGCCUCCUCCAACAACCAAGCUAGCCGUGUUCUAUACCGGUGGUUUCGAGGCUCAGAUUUUACUGAACGCUACUGGAUAUGCGUCUGAUAAGAAGUGGGAUCUGAUCGAAAAACAACUCCGCCAUUUCAUUGCGAAGGAGUCUAUUGAUCGAAUUGACACACUUGAAUUCCAAAGGAUCGGUGUCCCUGCUCUGAACCCCAGUUCACAGCGACAAAGUACCACAUACCUACGGAUCUUUGUUGCUGCAGUCGAGGCCGACGCUGUUCUCGCUGUCGCAAGAGCAAUGAAAGACAUUUCUCUUAAGCAUUUCUCAGGAUUCCACUCCGCUCUCGACAUGCGCACAGCAGUCCCGCGCCCAUUCCUAGCCUACUACCCCGCUAUAGUCAAACAGGAUGAUCUGAACGAGGAGAUCAACUUCAUCGAUUCCCCUGAUACUAUCAUCUCAUCCCCAACAGGUCACCCUCCAGCGUACAAGGCUCUACAGCCACGCGCAAGCUAUAAUCAUAGUCCAUCGAGCGAUGAAGUCGCGCUCCUCCAAUCCCCAACUCGGUCUAUCCGACUGGGAGACAUUGCCCUUGCCCGAUCUGGUGACAAAGGAUCUAACCUCAACUUUGGUGUCUUUGUCCCUGACGCUGCUCACUGGCCUUGGUUGCGAUCUUAUAUGAGCAUUGAAAAAAUGCGAGAGAUGCUUGCCGAUGAUGAUGACUGGGAUGAGUCGUUCUUGGUUGAGAGGGUUGAAUUCCCGCACAUUCAUGCCGUGCACUUUGUGAUCUAUGGGAUUCUUGGUCGGGGUGUUAGCAGCUCGAGCCGACUGGAUGGGUUUGGUAAGGGCUUUGCGGAUUAUGUUCGCGACAAGGUUGUAGAGGUUCCGGUGGAGAUUUUGGAUUGA
This is a messenger RNA of Penicillium vulpinum, 1881 nucleotides long. Its product is annotated as acyclic terpene utilization AtuA family protein. The coding region runs from base 1 to 1881 and encodes 626 amino acids. The record is from RefSeq and is a predicted model, not a curated record. The transcript is spliced from 7 exons. Lineage: Eukaryota; Fungi; Ascomycota; Eurotiomycetes; Eurotiales; Aspergillaceae.